AUGCCAGAGCCAGAGACUACACCCGCCGUUUCAUUGGCUUCAAUAACAACUUCUUCGACUGAAGUUGUCACCACCACUGUCGCCAAAACAAAAAAGAAGCGUCCUGAUGAUUCUCCAGACGUGAAGCUGUCCAAAGGACUGUCACAAACUCUUCGACAUGGAGCAGAGAAGCAAGGUAUAACACUAGCAAGUCAGGGUUUUGCUUCAGUUUCAGAACUUCUAGCCCACUCGAAGUUCAAACCAUACACUUUUGAAGAUAUCAAGAGAGUAGUAGACAGCAAUGCCAAGAAGAGGUUCACUCUAGCCCCAAUUGAAACCAUCGAAUCGCCAGAUCCAAAUGACCCAAGUCACUGGCAGAUCAAGGCCAACCAAGGUCAUUCUCUCAAAAGCGUAGAAGAUCCAGGUCUGAAACCACUUCUAAAACCGGAAGAUUUCCCGGAAAUUGUUCUCCACGGAACCAGCAUCGCUGCAUGGCAGCAAAUCAAGGAAACCGGCAUUUCGAGAAUGAAGCGAAACCAUAUCCACAUGGCCUCAGGCCGUCCAGGAGACGACCAUGUGGUCAGCGGUGUGCGUAACAAUGCCAAAGUUCUCAUAUUUAUCAACUGUCAAGCGGCACUGGACCUUGGCAUCCCCUUCUUCCUCUCUGAGAACGGCGUCAUUCUGUCCCCAGGCAACAAACAGGGUAUUAUCCCGCCAUCAGUAUUUCUAAAGGUCGAGGGCGUCUGA
Sugiyamaella lignohabitans is the source of this 726-nucleotide messenger RNA. RefSeq names its product Tpt1p (gene TPT1). Bases 1 to 726 code for a protein of 241 amino acids. The record is from RefSeq and is a predicted model, not a curated record. Gene Ontology annotation, molecular function: tRNA 2'-phosphotransferase activity. Gene Ontology annotation, biological process: tRNA splicing, via endonucleolytic cleavage and ligation. Lineage: Eukaryota; Fungi; Ascomycota; Dipodascomycetes; Dipodascales; Trichomonascaceae. The transcript has a single exon.